Dermacentor andersoni is the source of this 1829-nucleotide messenger RNA. RefSeq names its product arginyl-tRNA synthetase, mitochondrial (gene ArgRS-m). Gene Ontology annotation, cellular component: mitochondrion. The record is from RefSeq and is a predicted model, not a curated record. Gene Ontology annotation, molecular function: ATP binding; arginine-tRNA ligase activity. Gene Ontology annotation, biological process: arginyl-tRNA aminoacylation; mitochondrial translation. NCBI's taxonomy places the organism in Eukaryota, Metazoa, Arthropoda, Arachnida, Ixodida, Ixodidae.
AUCAGGCCAUGUGCUUUUUGGCGAGCUCGCGAUGUAAACAAGCGAAACUUGUUUUGAUCGCCCGUCUUUCGCUUAGCCGCGGACAUGGUAUCGGCCCUUCGGCGAAAGAUUGCUGAACAGAUGUGCCAGUCGGCAACUCGUCUGGCGCGGUGUCGCGAUGCUGCCGAAUUCUCCGCCCAUCGUUUCCUUCCUCUCGUAAAGUUGAAACUCGACAAAAGCUGCAGCGUGCCGUUCCUGGUCGUCUCUGAAUCGGAGCUUGGUGGGGCGCUUGGCAUCGGUUCCGAUGAGUUUAGAGGACCACUUAAAACAGAUUUGGAAAAUGUGCUGUCGCAGGCGAUGGUGCUCGAGGCAGGUGAGCUGGCCGUGCCCAUUGACCGUGCCAGAUUUCUCCAGGAAUCUCUACGAUCAGCUGGCUGUGCACCAUGCCUUGUGCCUUCACAGCGCUUUGUGGUGGACUUCAGCUCACCCAAUAUGGCCAAGCCAUUCCAUGUUGGCCACCUGCGCUCCACAGUACUGGGCCACAGCCUUUGCAACCUGCUGAGCUUUGCUGGGCACCAUGUCACUCGGCUCAACUACCUGGGAGAUUGGGGCACCCAGUGCGGUCUUCUGAUAGCUGGUUUCAACAAAUAUGGCAGUAACAAGGAGCUCACUAAGGAUCCCCUUAAACACCUCCUUUCAGUCUAUGUGGCUGCCAACGCAGAAGCUGAGAAGAACCCUUCGUUUCAUGCUGAGGCUCUUCGGAAUUUUGCUCACCUUGAAGCUGGUCAGCAGGAGGCACUUGACCAGUGGCAACAGUGGCGGCAAUUAAGCUUGGAUGGCUAUGGCCAGCAGUACAAGCGCUUGGGCAUAUCCUUUGAUGUGCUGGAUGCAGAAUCCAGGCACAGUCAUGCUGCCCUUGACCUAUUGGAGCGACUACGCGCGGAGGGAAGGCUCACUUCUCGAAGGGAUGGUGUCUUGGGCAUCGAAUGUCAGGAGUUCGUCCCACUGGCGAAGAGCUCCGGUGCCAGCCUUUAUCUGACUAGGGAUGUCGUGGCUGCCUUGGAGCGGAAAGAGAAGUACGACUUCGACUGGGCCUACUACGUAGUGGAUCGUUCACAGGCAGAACACUUUCGACGGCUGGCGCUGGUGUUGGAGCAACUCGGUGUGGGUUGGUCAGACCGAGUGCAGCAUUUGCCUUUCGGGCGCAUCCGGGGCGUCAGCAGCCGCAAAGGCAUUGGCGAGGGAAUGUUGCUGGAUGACUUGUUGAACGAAUCUGUGCAUCGUGCCCGCCAGUCCAUGGAUCAGGCACCCACGACGCGGGUGAAGGAGGAGAUGAAUGCCCAGUUUGUGGCGGAACAGCUAGGGCUGGCAGCCGUGGUAGUGAAUUUUCUUCGUGGUCGGCGAAACCGGGACAUCACUUUCGACUGGCAUCAGGCGCUGCACGCAGCUGGUGACUCAGGUGUUUCACUGCAGUAUGCACAUGCCAGGCUAUGUAGCCUUGAGGAGAAGGCUGGGCUGCCAGUAGAAGCAGAAGCUGCAGUGGAUCUCCUGCAAGAAUCUUGUGCACUCGCUCUGGCUGUCCAGGUAGCCAGAUUUGAAGAGGUGGUGUGCAGUGCAGUUGACCAGCUGGAGCCCUGCAUUGUGGCACAAUACUUGUUCGCUCUUAGUCAUGCCAUUGGCCGAGCCACCAAGGAGCUUCCUGUCAAGAGCCAAGGACUGUUCAAAGCACAGGCAAGGCUUCUACUUUUCCAUGCUGCAAGAGUGACACUUGCACAAGGGAUGCGGCUCCUAGGUGUCGAGCCCCUGACAGCAAUGUAGAUAGUUAUUAAAGUCAAGAUGUUCAACUCAUG